AUGCUUCGACGCGCCAGCUCCACGCUCAGACCCCUUAUCAAUCGUAUAUCCUCUCUUUCUACUCGCUCACUUGGCCGUCUUCCAAAUACCCAGUCACCAAUCGUCUCGAAGCCUCAUUUCUUCAAUUCCGUGACGGGAGACAGCAACGAGCUAAUCCCCGCGUUUCGUUUAAUAGAUGGAACUGGCGUGCCCUUAGAUGGCGCCGAACUACCUGAGUUGGACGAAGCGUUUGCUAGGAAACUCUACGAGAAUAUGCAGCUGCUUCCAAACCUUGACAACAUUCUAUAUAAUGUGCAGAGACAGGGCAAGAUAUCCUUCUACAUGACUGCUUAUGGUGAAGAAGCUACGAUAAUUGGCUCAGCAGCCGCCCUUGCCGAUGACGAUGAUUUGAACGUAGGCCAGUACCGGGAAAUGGGCGUCCUGUUAUGGCGCGGCUUCGGCCUUGAUAAUGUCAUGGCACAAUGCUUGGGAAACCACGAAGACACGUCUAGCAAGGGAAGACAAAUGCCUGUCCACUUUGGUUCUCCCCAACAUCAUUUUCACACUAUAUCUUCGCCCCUUGCAACACAAAUACCCCAAGCAGCCGGAGUAGCCUACGCCCUUCGGCGUUCUCCCGAAAGAUCGAACUCUGUCGCUGCGUGUUUCUUUGGAGAAGGAGCAGCAUCUGAGGGUGACUUCCAUGCUGGAUUAUUAUUAGCUUCAACCAUACCCUCCCCAGUUGUGUUUAUCGCCCGAAACAACGGCUUUGCAAUCAGCACACCUAGUUCUGAGCAGUAUCAUGGCGAUGGGAUCGCGAGUCGUGGACCAGGAUAUGGCAUCGACACGAUACGUGUUGAUGGGAACGAUGUUCUCGCAGUGCUGGCGGCAGUUCGAGAAGCACGUACGCGAUGCGUGGAGCAAGGACGGGCAGUACUUGUGGAAUGCAUGUCAUAUCGAGUCGGACAUCAUUCCACCUCAGAUGACUCUUUUGCCUACAGAGCACGUUCAGAGGUCGAAGAUCGCAAGCGUAUAGAUAACCCUCUAGCUCGUUUUCGAUUGUUUAUGGAAACUCGUGGAUGGUGGGAUGCUCAGGCUGAAGAGGAAUUGAAAACACGCCAUAGAGCCGAUGUGUUGAAGGCAUUCAAACGCGCAGAGACGCAGAGCCGCUGGGAACUGGGCGAGUUGUUUACAGACAUAUAUGCGGGCGAGGAACCAUGGAAUAUUAAAGAGCAACGAAAGGAAUUAGGCCGAUUAUUGAAGAAAUAUGGUGAGGAUUGGGAGCCUUGGAGGAGAGAGUUACAAAAAUACAAGAAUGAAGGAAGGGAUCUGAUCAAAGAGUAA
Lentinula edodes (shiitake mushroom) is the source of this 1320-nucleotide messenger RNA. Its product is annotated as putative 2-oxoisovalerate dehydrogenase alpha subunit mitochondrial precursor. The transcript is spliced from 11 exons. Gene Ontology annotation, molecular function: oxidoreductase activity, acting on the aldehyde or oxo group of donors, disulfide as acceptor. Lineage: Eukaryota; Fungi; Basidiomycota; Agaricomycetes; Agaricales; Omphalotaceae. The coding region runs from base 1 to 1320 and encodes 439 amino acids. The record is from RefSeq and is a predicted model, not a curated record. Gene Ontology annotation, biological process: branched-chain amino acid catabolic process.